AACUCCGCUAUUCAACCUCGUCCCCAGGGCUUGUUAGGCUUUUUAUAUUUGGACGGCCUGAACAAGGCCCUGGCCCUGGCUGGUCACGUGACAAAUUUGAUUGGCCGUAAGAACUCGCAUAAUUAAAACGCGUCCCGCGAGUGAUAUUAGAGGCAAAAUUAUGUGGCGAGAAAAAAUCAAAAUUCGAGAACUUUUCGUGGUGAUGGACCGCGGAUUAGCAAUUCAAAAAGUAGCUCUUUAAAAAUGGUGGCUGUUAUUUUGUGGGUGUUGCGUUUGGUUUGGUUUUUGAUGUUGUUCUACUAGCUAAAUGUAGCUAGAUUCAAAAUUUUGGAAAAACAUUAUUUUUGAUAUGAAACUGCAACAGUUCUGAAAGUAUUUUACCAGAAAGAAGAUUAACAAUAACUGGUUGAAAGCAGGUUUGAGCAUCUUGUGUUGCUAAAAACUCACACUGUUAAAUGAACUGAAGAAGGAACGAACUUCACAAGCGAUCAAAACUGUCAUACAUAUAUAGCUAGCUAUAUGUAACAUAAUGUUUAGCUAUGGAAAAAAAAUGGAGAAUGCAAACAUAGCAUGGCAGCAGCUGUAACACCAAAGAAGUUUUAUCCAAGAAAAAAUGUUUCGCAACAGGGAGUGUGUAGAUUAUGUGGAAAAUUCACUCAGCAGAGACACCUAAUCAAAAUUUUUUCUAAAAUUGGAUUGGCAAAAAAUCUUGCUUCAAAAGUGCAUGAAGUGUGUGGCAUAGGUAUCAACGAGCAUGACUGUAUAACGAAAGUCGUUUGCCGAACAUGCGAAUCUUUUAUUACCAAGGUUGACGAGUACAGGAACUCUUGUCACAACGUCCAAGGUGAACUUAAUCGAAACAUGUCUGUCAAGAGAAUGCUGCUACCAGAAGAUUGUAACACAAUCACAAGCAAAAAUGAACCUUCUCGUAAGAAAUUAUUUGAUUUAACAAACGUACAAAGUGCAGAUAACAUUGAUAAAGAGAAUAUUGAAUCAAGUGACAGUAUUUUGAAAAAAUUGAACAAUGUUUUUGGCACAAAAGAAGUACCCUUUAUUGGGAAAUUAAUGUGGGAGACACCUGGUUUUAAAGAUGUUUUUGUCAAAUUAUUACUCUCUGAUCUGAAUAUGGCAUGUAAAAGUCUAUGCAGGAGAGAUGAAAAUGGUUCAACUUUACUUAACAAUACCUAUGAUGGACUUUCAAAUUUGCAGAUCAAAAAUAUCAAAACUGAGAUGUUGAAAAUCCCCUAUUUUGUCGAUAUUCUGGAAACAAUUGCUGGUGAUAUUGAAAACAGGCAGAGUGAAAUAAAAUAUGCUUUCAUUUACUCAAUUCUGAUGCAGUCACGUUGGCACGAACUAAGUUUAUUUCAAAGAAUUAACACCACUCUUUUAAUAGAAGGUGGUUGCAGUAAACAGUUGCAGAUACGGUUUCAAAGAUUAGGUGUUUGCUUGUGCCCGAGCAGAAGAGAGGUUUUAUUGGAUUUGAUUGGUGGUCAUUUUCGUGAUGGUGUCAUUGAUAAAGUUAAAGGUGGAGCUGUGUUUCGAGGGACAGGAGAUAAUUGGGACAUAAGAAUUCUCAAAGGUCAUAUGCAUAAAAACAAUCAAAAUGAAGAUCUCCAUCUAUUUGCCACAAAUUUGAUUGAAAACCGUCUAUCAUUUGACCAUCUCGAUAAUGACAAUCCAAAACGUGAUAUUGCAUUAUUACCACUGAGUACAUUUUCAUUAAACAUUGCAGAGUGGAGGGAAUAUAUCAGAACUUCAAAAAUUUUGGUUGGGCGUAUUUUGUUGGAUUUUUUCCCAAAGUUCAAAUUUCUGAAAUCAUUUGUUCCACAACACAUUGAUCAUCAAUAUAGCCACGAAAUGGGGGAACGGUCAUUCAUUGCAUCUAUGCCUAUCAUUAAUGCAAAUGAAGCACACUAUGGUGAUUGUGUAAAGAUACUUCGAACGUACGAAAAAUGGAUCGCAGAAAUUUACCAUGAAACAGGCAUGUUGCAAAACAUGCCAAACCUUGAUGAUGGACCACUUCUUGAAACCUUCCAAGCCAACCCUGGUCAGAAAUUUGCACACAUCAAUUUUACAGAUUCUGAUCCCAUGAAAGAAAUGAAAAUUGUGUUUGGUGGCGAUCAAUUAACACGUGUAAGAUUUGCUGGUGCAAAAGAUUUACUAGCUGGUGCACAUACUCCUAGCCAUCGAUUUGAACACUGCUCUCCUUUUAAACCAGUAAUGUGGCAUACCAAAGCAGCUCUUUUGCAAUAUUCAUACCACCUCUUGCAUAAACCUGAAUCCAUUGCUGAGAAUGGAACGAUAAAGUAUUUUAGGGAGAAGCUUCGUCGAAAAAAUGUUACUCCUGCUAAAGUACUCGAUUCUUUUGAUGGUUGUGAGGAAUUAUUUAUCAGUCUUGGACGUGCAUAUAUUGUUGUUGCACUGAUGAAGUUUUUUGGAAUGGAAAGUUUGGAGGAUAAACCAUCUGUUUACCCUUUCCCUACUAACUUUGUUCAUAAAUCUGAUGCUGAGAAAGACGCGUAUAUGAAUAACAUAUUGACAAAGUUUUUAGAUGAAUACUUGCUGCAGAAAUCCCCACCAAGAGAUGGUGAUGAUUUUGUUGAAAAUUAUGGUUUUUGCGUAAUAUUUCUUACGAUUCUGGUUCUGCAACUCAAGGAUGCAGCAAAAGAAGGUGAUGGAAACCGUACUCUUAUCAACCAAAAGAUGCUUUUAAAUGUGUUUAAAUCUUUAGGUUCUUACAGCAAAUAUGCUCUGGAAAUGUUUGUCAGCAUUGCUCAAGUUGAGUGUUUACUGACACCACGAUUAUCUGAGGAGUUUAAGUGGGGGAAUUUUGUCAACUGGCGUGGCGGUAAGGGGAAAAAUAUUGAAGACGACCUUGCUCAGGAGAUUGUGAAUAAAGUUUCCAAAAAUAUAGUUCAGAGAAUGGGUCCUAACAAGACAAUAUCAUCUAUAACUAAAAUUACUAAAGCUGCUAACGGAAUUAAAGAAAUCCUGGAAAAUUAUGACAAAAAUGCUAGUAUACACAGAUCCUCUACACAACAUAGCACCAGUGAUGCUUUUGAAGAUGAGAAUGAAAUGAUAUUAGAUCUUCUCGAACUAAAACCUUUUCACCAUUCAUCAGGUCGUUUCCAUAACAGUUUCCCAGCUAUAAAAAGGUCACCUUUGCGCUAUAUGAACGUGACAGAUUUUCACAAUUGGUUGAAAAAACACAGAGAUGAACUAGUUUGAAAUUAGUUGCAUUUAUUUUUUUUAAAUAUUUUUUACAAUUUUAUGUUAUGAUAUAUAUUAUAUACCUUAAAAGUGAGAAAAAAUAUUAAUUCGAGUUAACGUACAAAAAAGAUAUGCAUCUGAAAUUUCACAAGUGGAAGCUUUUUUUGUUUGAGUUCUUUUCUAAGUUUGAUGGACCAGAGUUCUUUUCUAAGUUUGAUGGACCAGAGUUCUUUUCUAAGUUUGAUGGACCAGAGACAUAAAAAUUGUCAAAUUUGCUCCUUAAUAAAAUAUACAGAAAAGUCAGUGUUUAUAUUGCAUAAAAAUAGUUUUUUCAUAUCCUUGUUUUAAAAAAUAACCUCACAAAUUUUUAACACCUAGGAGCAUAACAUUCAACAAGGUCAUAUAUUUUUUUUGAAUACGUUUCAUCGCAAAUACCAAAUUUAUCAAACAUAUCGUCCAAGGUAUUUAUAUAUUGUAACUGUUGUAAGAUGUCUUCAAUACAUUUUGAAUUAUAUUCUUGUUGCGGUAAGACAUGGAAUAACGCUAAUUCAGAUUGGAUUUUUACUUCAAAUAGUUCUUUUCGUAACUUUUCGAAAUUAACACCAUCCAGUGGUCUGAAAGUUUUUUUUUCAAUGUGGUUUAAUUCUUUG
Molecule: messenger RNA, 3860 nt
Organism: Hydractinia symbiolongicarpus
Lineage: Eukaryota; Metazoa; Cnidaria; Hydrozoa; Anthoathecata; Hydractiniidae
Exons: 3
Coding region: 571-3228 (885 amino acids)
Cellular component (GO): nucleus
Molecular function (GO): zinc ion binding
Source: RefSeq, a predicted model, not a curated record